This is a messenger RNA of Porites lobata, 26242 nucleotides long. NCBI's taxonomy places the organism in Eukaryota, Metazoa, Cnidaria, Anthozoa, Scleractinia, Poritidae. The record is from the annotation of a GenBank genome assembly.
AUGGAAAGCUACGACGUCAUCAAAACUAUUGGCAAGGGAGCUAGUGGUACGGUUCUCCUCGCUACAGAGAAGAAAAGUUCAAGGUAUAGUUGGGUAAACCUACAGCUGUGGCAGAACAGACUGGAACAGCGGACUAAAAGCCUGACUUACAGCAGGGGUGUCUUUUUGAGGAGGUCUAAUGUGAAGGCUAGCAGAAGUAAAAGAAUGCAACCCUCUUGUGGGGAAAGUGGGGCAAAAAAUGUGCUGGAUGAGAAAGCAUUACAAUGAGACCUUAAAAUAAGCUAACUACCCCAUGACUUGCUACGUUUAUGUCCUGGGAUAAAGUUCAUUUAGACAGACCAGUAGAGACAAAAUAAUAUGCACCCUUUUAAAACACUAUAGAAUUCCCACCAUCUUGGUCAAAGUUAUUAUGCCUUUCACAUCAAUGCAGCACACAUCCUCUUUUGCCAUAGCUGCACAUUCACAUGUGUUACUCUUUUGUUAUUACAGACAUGUUGCUAUUAAAGAAAUCACAUUAGAUCCAAAUAAGAAGAACAGAACUAAAGAAGCUGUUUUAAAAGAAGCAAGGUACUGUUUGAUUAAGCAAUAGAAAACAUAGUUUCGGUGUUUGCAUAGCGUGAUAUAAAAACGAGAGGGGUUGGGAGAAUUAGAGACAGUUAACCCGAGACGAAGUCGAGGGUUUGCAUAACCGUCAAGAAUUCUCCCAACGCCUCAAGUGUUUAUAUCAGACUAUGCAAACACAGGAAAAAAGUUUUCUAUUGCUUGUAUUAAAUAACUUUCCCGAGAAAAAAACGCAAAACUCUUUGUAUGGCACUGAUUAAAAGAGAAAUUCUCACCAGUCGCAAAAUCUUGUCCACGAAGUCUUACACGCGUAAUCGGUUCUUGUUUUGCAAAAAGAUGCUUUGCAAAAUACGGAUUUUUCUCGCUUAAGCGAAGAAAAAUUGACUCGCCUUCUUUGUAACGGUUUUCCAUGUCUCAGCCGAAGAAGGAAUGGGUAAACAAAGUAAACUUGUCGAGUUUUGAACUCGAAAACUUUUUCAAAUUCGUGCUUGCGUGAUUACCGCGCGAAAAGCCAAACAACUUCUCGCCACAACCAUGUUUACAUACUCUCGUGCAAACACUCGGCCACUCGGCCACUCUCGUGCAAACACUCCUCUCGCGUACUAUCUUAGUUAUUUUGUAAAUAGUAGUGUUUAGGCUAGCCUGCCAUCAUCUUUCUCAGAGAUGCCAACCUUAGGAGAUCUAAAAUCUGGGGACGAGUCUUUCUUUUGAAUAGUUCCCCCUGCAAAUAUCAACUCGGAUCAACCCCCCCCCCCCCCCGAUAAACACAAAUUGACCCAAUCUCCAAUGUGGUAGUCACACUUCGCCAUCCGUCAAAAGGAGGUCCCGUCGGAACUUCUUCCGAUGAUGUGUGGUUGGCCUAAAAUUAGCUUUGUGUGAGCUCGUCGGCUAACAAACUGAACAAACCGUUGUAGAAACGUACGUUAUAAAUCUAUUUUUAACUAAAGAAUACGUCUAAUCUAAAGAAAAAUUAUCUUUCUUUUUGCUGGAAGCUAGACUUUCCCAAAAAUUCUAAACCUCCCUUUCAUGGACGGCUGAUUACAACUGUGACGGCGCGACAUCGCUUGGCAAUCCCUCAAAAGGAGGUUGUCUAAGAACCGGAAAUUGAAGAUUCAAAGGGCAAACAAACAGUCAAAACGUGCUGUGUUAUGUUUGGUAUGUGUAUUAAAAAAAACACUUCUCAUUGCUGAAUAAAAUGUCAAAAAGUCUAUUUCUUAAUUAGGAAACCCGCGCUCUAUUCUUUUCAGUAAUUCACAUUACUUUGAAGAUUAUUUCGUUCUGCUGUCUUUAUAAAACAAUUUGCCCAGGUCUUUAUUCUUAUUCUGAAGACAUGAACUUUCAACAAAAACUCAAAACCUCCCUUUGAUGGAUGGCUAAUUACAACUAAAAGGGCGCAACAUCGCUUUGCAAUCCCUCAAAAGGAGGUUGUCAAACUCAAUCGGAAAUUGAAAGGUCGGUUAUGGAUGAUUGAAUCUCGCCGAAGAGCAAACAAAGCCGGGAAACUGGCGGGAAAUUCGUCCUCUUGUUGUUCGCCGGGGUUGUUCGCUUCCCAAUUUCAAAGCUAGACAAGGAGAUAUAUGCGAGGAAUAUUAUCAGUCAUGCUGUGUCUGGACGUAUUGAGAGAUUUCGUACGACAAUAGGAUGGCAAAGGAAUAUACUUUAAAAGCAAUAAGUUCAUUGUUUGAAGAGAAACUGUCAGAGAGACUAGAGAGGUCGUUUCUUGUGAAGUAUGUCAAAGCCGCGGAGUCAAUUCUCAGAGAGUUUGAAACAACAACCACUACGAGAUAAGCUUGUUUCAAAGCAAGCAAAGGAUUUGGGAACACAGGUAAGGGGCUUCCUAUUUUAUUCAUGAUAGCGUGCAACCGCUGAUAUGGCAAAUCGAGGAGACCUUGCGCUUCUUGAAUAUAAACUCCGAGGAAAUAUCAACUAUACAGCUCUGUGAUAUGCGUAUAUUUAUAUUUAGGCUAAUCAAUCGGGCCAACUUCAAAUUCUUAUAAAGCAGAGUUUAAGUGUUUAAAUGUAAUAUAAAUUAUUUCUUCAAAAGGAAAUGAAACGCAUCUGUGUACAUAGAAACAAUAAUGUGAGGGUAGGAGUAAGGAGAAGGUUUAGGGAGGGUGUGUGGUUGAUUUCACAAGUGAACUGCUAGAUCAGAAAAAACCUCUGGUUUCCCAUCCAACAACGAACAUUUUAAGGAGAACAGGUUAAUAGUAACAAGGUCUCUUAGUUCAAAGUGUAGGGAAAUGCUUCAACAUAGACAGUGGCGGAUCCAGGGAAUCCUUACUUUUACACCAAACUGAAGCCGACCACCCCUCUUAUCUAAGGGUCUGGAUGAUCACCCCCCCUCCCCCCCCCCUAAUCUGAAGGUCUGGGUCGGCCACUGAUAGGUUUUCUGUCUAUUAACAGAUAUUAAAUCCCACAAGCACAAAGUGUUAUGGGAAGACGGUAGCCUGCGAGCAAGCUCUCCUAUUUGGGCGAGCGAAGCGAGCCGCGCGAGAACGCCCCCCGCAGUCGCGUUUCCCCUCUCCCCAAAUGGAGAGCUUGCUCGCAGGCUAGCGUUUCGACCGCAUUCCAUUUGUUGUGGUAAAUCACAAAGUGUACGCCUGUCAGCAUGGUGUGAACAGACAUGUUAGAGAGAAAAAAAGAAAUCAAACGGUUAGUUUAUUUUUCAUAUCGAUUUUCCAAUUUUCGCUUGUACCUCCGCCUGACAUGUGUGUGUGUUCUUUCCUGUAGGGUGUUGACCAUGCUUAUCGAAAAAAUGGAGCUGGCAAACUUCUUCAAGAGUCUAGAAAGCUCAAUUAUCCUGCACCAGUACAUUUGAGAGAGAUCAUCAAAUUCCCAGAGUACAAGGUAAAUACCAACAACAGCGAGAAUUACGGUAGUUACAAAAUUAACCUAAUAGAAUUAACCUCUCGUUAAGCUGCGUUUUUUGUGCUUUUAUGUUAUAUAGAUACCAGAAAAGACAGAGUGGCGUUGUAAGAGCCAGUCCAAGAAGCUACGGCAGGCCAUAGAAGAACCUCUGAAAACCAUCCGACGGUUCUAUCCCUCCAAAGCGACCAUCCGCAGCCAUAUUUACAAGUCAAUUGUUAAGGAAAGGUUCUCAAAAUUUGACCAGGAAGACCUUUUAAAGAGAGUACAGCUUUGGAAAAAAACCUCACCCGAUGACUCUUUCGCAUAUCACCCAUACGCCACCUACGCCAGUGAAGAAGAGAGCACGCGACCUGAAGAGGACAGUGACGGAGAGUCUGACAAUGAGGGAGAGGAUGAGCGAAUAAUUAAGACAUCAACAAAGGGGUUCUUGUUUGUUCAUCAGUCAAAAGAUCAGAGACGACUUUUAGAGCGCCUAGCGAUAUGGAAACGAAAUUUGUAUGCUAGACGCAACUUACAAGACCACAAGAUACAACCUCCCUCUUUUCUUUGUUGUUGUCAAGACUAACGUUGACUAUCAGAUUGUAGAUUCUUUCGUUGUUCAAAGUGAGACGACUGAUGCUAUCUUUGAGGCGUUGUCCGUUCUGAAGUGGUGAACCAAAAAUGGAACCCCUCCUGUUUCAUGGUUGACUAUUCGGAUGAAGAAAUGUCAGCAAUUGGGAAUUUAUUCCCAGGUAGUUCAAUAAGUAAUUGCUUGAAAGAGUGGCUCAUAAAUAUAUGGGUACUUAAAAACAUUGAUGGUGAUGUUGCGCUUGCAGCUGAAACAAUACUGACGAAAAAGUCGCGUAUAAUCACUGUAAUUUCCAAAUGAAUAACUGUUCCGUGAGGGGGGAUUAAAUAAAAUGUUACAUUACAUUAAGAAAAAUGUUACAUAAAAUGUUACAUUACAUAAAAUGUAACGUCCGAUCGGACGUUACAUUUUAUGCCGCUGACCCAAGGAGAGGUUUUUUUUACGUCAUUACUGCUGAGUAUCUCUCGGUGGCGGCUUUCGAUAUUUUUUGGUCAUUUGGUCAGUUAUGCGAGAGAGAAGAUGGGUUACUCUCCCUCUCAUUUCUCGCGCACUAGUGAGGCUGGGCUGAACGUUAGACUUUUGCGGCGUCCGAUGCACUUGGUCCCUGCAGACACCGACGAAAACAAAUCAACGUAGUGUCCCUCUUUUGUUUUUAUAUUCACUCCUAUUUUGGUGUUAAUAAUUAUUAUAUACUACUAAUAAUAAUGAUGAUGAUGAUGAUGAUGACGAUAAGGAGGAUGAUGAUAUUAAAGAUAAUAAUAAUGUUAAUGACGUUUAUAAUAGUUAAAACAACAAUACUAAUAAUAAAUAUAAUAAUAAAUCAUGAUGAUGAUAAUCGUAAUAUAAUAAGAAAUAAUACAAAGCUAUCAGAAUUUGAAGAGUCGAAUAUAAAGCUAAGAAAACAAACGGCUUUUUACCCUUUGCAGGUACGUGAAGUUAAACACAAAGUUGCAUGCAACCUUUCGCCGCUAUAACCCAAACAUCCCAGCCUAUUUGACAUAAAGACCGCACUACACAAUUAACCACUGCCUAGAGAAGCGCUCGAUUGCGGAAUCGAUCCCAAGCAGUCAUGUCGAGGCUAUUGACCUUACAAAUGGCGUGUUUACGGUGAGAAGCCAGAGUAGUAUGGAGGACAAGCAGAGCUACAGAGUCCAGUUUGGAACUGAUCAGCCCAGCUGUGAGUGUUACGACUGGGAAAGACAGAGAUUACCAUGCAAGCACUUCUUUGCCGUAUUUCGUCACUUCUCCUCGUGGUCGUUUGAUAACCUGCUAGGUCCAUAUAAAGACUCCCCUUUCUUUACUCUGGACGAAGAAUUGUUUAUGCCCGAGUAUGCGAGUGCACGCGAAAAUAUCUUGCAAGAACCUUCCGAAAGUAAACCAGCAACUAGCACACAACAGCCAGCACCGGCACCAGCGCCAGCACCAACAUUUAGCACACAAAUACCAGCACCAGAACCUGGCAAACAACCUGUACCAGCAAGUGGUACACAAGCACCAGCCAGUUACCGAUGCAUCCUCUUAUGUAUAUUCUCCUGCCAUGGCAUCGGCAACGUCUAAGACACCCGCAUCUCCUUCCACAUCACUUGGCACUUCCUCACAUACAAACUCAAUCUGUGAUGGGACACUCCCCAUUAUAGUUCUUGAUGACAAUGACUCCCAAGAUGCAACAACGUGGCUCACAAUCAAUAGCUUUUCCUCGGAUGACCCUAAGCUUACCCUCUACAUGGAAAGUAAAUUUGGUAUAGUAAAGCCCACAUACUGGCUCCAUGACUCCGAAAUACAUGCAGGACAAGUACUGCUGAAGAAGGAAUUUCCAUUCAUCGAUGGACUUCAGGAUCCUGCUGUCAAAGGAUCACUUGUUAUUCCGGCCACAUCCGAGUUUGUCCAGAUAAUUAACGUGGGUAAACACUGGGUGUGCAUAAGCACCAUUGGUUGCCUGGCUGGCAUAGUAAAAAUAUUUGAUAGUUUGUUUUGAUUGACCACUCUUGCCGCAUGCUUUUCUACCAACAGGACACUGUAACAUUCUGCAAUGAAAAAGUGCAAAAGCAGCUUGGCGGCAGUGACUGCGGUCUCAUGGCCUUAGCUUUUGCAACAGACUUGCUGCCAUGGUUUAGAUCCAGCAACACGGAGGUACAGCUAACUCGAGAUGCGCCAACACUUUGUUAGCAGCCUAGAACUCAGGGAAAGUGAAACCUUUCCCCAAGACCAACUAAAGAGUGCACUGCCAUCUAUCUUAUAACCGGAAUUUCUCUGCCAAUCUUGUCUUUUAGGCUCCCAAAUAACAAGCAUGAGUACAUACAGUAUUGUUCAUGCCGUGGUUGGUAUCAUCCUCAGUGCUCCUUAGCCCCACAAUGGGCCAUCACAUCAAAGCUGCCAUGGAAAUGCCCAAAAUGUAAACUACCUAAGGCAAAAAAAGGAAAGAGAACCAUCUUGGGAGCAGUGAACAAAGAUAAUUAAACAGUAGUUUAUUUAAAGGGGAAUUGUCACUGAAGUUGUAUCAUUUCGGUCAAAGUUUAAGCGUUAUCUUUGACUACAAGCACGCAAUCCUUGCUCUAAAAAACGAUACAAUUAUCUUGAAAUACCUAACAGAAAACCCAGACUCGUUAACGAGAAAGCAACUUAUAAUCCAGUUUACUAUCAUUGAAUAUUUUUGUGGGAGUAAAAGGCCCUGGUUAUUUUUCAUUUCUUGUUUUUUUGGCCUUGGUGACACUGCCUUUUUCUAAUAUCAAUGCCGUUGAAUCCCUUGAAAGGAACCAUGUAGUACGUGUGGGCAAAUGAAAUACAAUGAAAGGUAAAAUGGCAGCUUGUCUGUACAUGAAAACCGUUGAUGGCUGUAAGGAUACGUAAUUGUGCGAAAAACUGUCUUUAUCUGUGUUGUAUGUACAAAAUAAUAAAAACUGUGGGUGCUGGUAAUCAGAUAUCUAAGUGACGUCUAUAUCAUGAUUAGUUCCUGUUCAGAGGCCAAUUUGCACCACUGAAAAAAAUACAACCGUGCAAAUAAAGCUGUUGUUGCUGUUUUUAAAGGGUCACUGCAGUUGCUGUUGUUAUUCAACAAGGGUUACCGUAGCAGCUGUUCAAUGCAAUCAACCAUGAUACAACAGAUCACCCUCAUAAUAUAUAGAUUUAGCCAGGGCUAAAAGCGAGGCUCCAUUAAUACAUUUAUAAUUUAAAUCAAACAAUAAACUUGUAUUCCACAAUUCAGUUAACUUUAGAGCACAUAGUACAUUCAUGUGACUUUUGAGGGAAAGGUUAAGUGAUUUUAGAGGAAAAUAAUUUGCAAACAGCCUAAGAGUGAACAAAGUGUUACAUCGAGUUGAUAGCCUUAUAUGUACACCCAAAAACUGGUAAUCAUCUUCGAUCACAUUUAAGAGCCAUAAUGGCCCUUGAUCACCGUAAGAUUAAUUAGGCCUGGAAAAAAAAUCAGGCCGAAUUUUUUUGCGUUCGACAAGUUUACUUUACAAAAUCUUGCCAGCAAAUCUGGGUGCGUGUAAACCAACCUUUUAUACCAUUUAUACAUCACAUCUGAGGUGAAACAGUACUAUGAGGUACUGUUUUUGUCAUACAGACCUCGGACAGAAUGCAGUAUUUCACAAUUUUGCAACAGAAAUUGCAUUCAUUCAAUAUUCAGGAUGAUCGAGACACGCGUGGGCUUUUACCUAAACCGUUAAAAAAAUUUCCAAAAUCACAUAUACGGCUAGCCCGAAUUACAUCCGAUUACUUCGAGUCGUUAUUACUCCCUCAGUAGUUGUUGAAAGGAGAAAACGACUCGAAGCAAUCGGAUGAAUUUCGGGCUAAUAUACGGCCAGCCGGUUCUCACUUUUGCAGUGCAAGCUGUAGCAAGUGUUUGAACGAACAUACUAGAGUUAAGCUCUAACAUAAUAAAGAAAUUAUUAUGUUUAUUUUUUAUUUAAUGGUUUUAUCGAUGUGUAAUCUUUAACAGCGUUUGAUACACGCGGAAUUUUGAGCACUUCGGGAAGCGUUGUUCACUGAACGACUGAAAACAAUCGGCACAGCGAUUAAAAUUACAAGAGAGACUACCAACAAUCAAUUAAAAGAAAUAUAAUUCGAUGAAACAUAUAUAGAGACAACAUUUUUCAUUCACGAAGACAAGUAUUAAAGUGUCUCUAAAAAUCUUGAGUCUUCAAGCUUAAAGCUUAAGUUUAUGUUUUAAGCCGGCUUCCCGGUAUUUACUCUUUUCAAAGAUGAACUCGAGGCAAGAAAAUCGCUCAAAGCUUUCUUUUACAGCCAGAAUUAUAACUAAAUGUUCUUUGGAACGUUUUCUUUCUAUUUGCGGUGAGAAAAUGUCUAGCUAAAGGCUUUUUAAAGUUCUGUAAGCUUAUAUCAAACCUGAUUCUUGGCCAGAUCAAAUUAGGGCCAUUUAUACGAGGAAAAAUAAGACGCGAACUGUACCAUUUAUACGAGAAUGUCUUAUCUAAGACGACAACAGCUCGUUUAAAUUGUUCGCGUCUUAUUUCUGUUCUUGACUCGUUUUCAUGUGAAUGUUGCCCGUAGCAACGACAAUCCAACGUGGCGCGCCAAAAAUUAACGCAUGCGUACUAUGCGAAGGUCAUUUAAACGAAGUUUUUCUCGUCUUAGCUGAGACGCGUCUUAUCUUAGAACAGGUGUUAAGGGCUGUUCUAAAAUAAGACGCGUCUUAGCUAAGCCGUGUCUUAUUUUAGAUGAAAUGUGCCGUUUAUACGGAAAGUUCGCUUCUUAUUUAAGACGCGUCCUAUGUAAGACGCGUCUUAUUUUUCCUCUUAUAAAUGGCCCUAUUGUCUCAAAUCUUACUAACGUACGCGUGCAUAAACUACACGGCCGCAUAAACUACGCUGGACUUCAUUAAAUUAGAUACAAAAAACAAACGUCAAACACAAUAAUUACUAAGGCUUACCAUUCGAGAUGCAGCUCCAGAAAGGUAUCAAGUAAGGCCAGUAUCGCUUCAGAGUUUUUAACCCUUAGGCAUCAAGCAAGGUGAAAAACGAAAACGAUGCCAUCCGAAAUCGGAUUUCCGACUUUAACAAGUGAUUUAUUAAUUUCUCAACCAAAACCAACUGGCCAUCAAUAACAGAAGACUCCUGAUAGCAGCUGAAUUUCAUUUUGAGUAUCCAGUGGAAAAAGAGAGUUAAAAACAUCACAAGUUGACAAGAAACUCUGUCAGCUUCAGCUGUCAAAGUAAACAAGAUUCAAGAUGCUGCAUAAAUUUUCCCCAUGAGCUCUCCUGUCAAAUUUUGACCAACCAGAGCAUAAAAAUUGGAAGUAGAGCGUGACCAAUGCGUGACCAUGGUGAGCAAAGUCAAAGGUAACUGUCUUCCCUACCUGUAAUAGCUGGCUGAAUUUUCGCUUCGGAGGUCAGUUUUAAAUCAUUUACUUGUCAGUUUUAAAUCAUUUAAUUGUGCGGCACAAAAACAAAACAUAUUUCAUAUGAAUUUUAAAAAAAUCAAACUUGAGCCUGCGAUCAUUUGAAAACCAGUAACUUGUCAGCGGACAACUUUGAAAAUAUACUUGACCUCGAUGCGUCAACACCUGAGCCCGCGAUACGGACAAGUCAUACUGGUCUGAUACCCUGUUUUGACAGCUGUCAAUUGAUCACAACAUUGAUGUUCAAUGGAUGUGUGCAUUAUAAUGUGCAUUAUAAGUUUUCCUGUGCUCUCAAACUAGCUAGAAAAGUAUGAGAUUGAACAUUGAUCGAGAUCGCGAUCUAGUAAAACAAUUAGUCAGCAGACAGCUUCCAAAUAAAUCACGUCACCUUGAUGAGUUGGCACAUGAGCCCUCGAUAUGACAAUGUGAUACUGGUCAGUGGCUAUCCUGUUUUGACAGCUGCCAAUUGACCAUAUUGUGAAUGGCCGAUAUAAAAGAUGUGGCUUUGCCAAGACACGCCUAAGACACCCCUCCCUUCCUUUUGAUAGUCUCCCAUACCCUACCCGUUUAAUCUGUAGACGCGUACGUACGUACGCUCGGUCAGUCACGUGAUAACCAAACAAAAAGAGAUUGACCAUAUUCUAUGAGUAUGGGGCUCUGUCCCCGCUAUUAACUUAGUUUUAGUCAUGUUAGAAUAUAUAUCUAUGCAAAAGACAUUAGACUGCAAGUGGAGUGGCCGAAAGGCAAGUUCAUCUCCUUGCUUUGAAAUUGGGAAGCGAACAACCCAGGCGAACAACAAGAAGACGAAUUUCCCGCCAGUUUCCCGGCUUUGUUUGCUCUUCGGCGAGAUUCAAUCAUCCAUAACCGACCUUUCAAUUUCCGGUUGAGUUUGACAGCCUCCUUUUGAGGGAUUGCAAAGCGAUGUUGCGCCCUUUUAGUUGUAAUUAGCUAUCAAUCAAAGGGAGGUUUUGAGUUUUUGUUGAAAGUUCAUGUCUUCAGAAUAAGAAUAAAGACCUGGGCAAAUUGUUUUAUAAAGACAGCAGAACGAAAUAAUCUUCAAAGUAAUGUGAAUUACUGAAAAGAAUAGAGCACGGGUUUCCUAAUUAAGAAAUAGUCUUUUUGACAUUUAAUGCAGCAAUGAGAAGUGUUUUGAAUACACAUACCAAACUUAACACAGUACGUUCUGUUUGUUUGCCCUUUGAAUCUUCAAUUUCCGGUUCCUAGACAACCUCUUUUUUAGGGAUUGCCAAGCGAUGUCGCGCCGUUGUAGUAAUCAGCCAUCCAUGAAAGGGAGGUUUAGAGAUUUUUGGGAAAGUCUAGCUUCCAGCAAAAAGAAAGAUAUUUUUUCUUCAAAUUAGACGUUUUCUUUAGUUAAAAUUAGAUUUAUAACGUUUUCAGUUUGUUAGCCGACGAGCUCACACAAAGCUAAUUUUAGGCCAACAACACGAAGGCGACUCGGGUCAAGUCGGAUUCCAUCAUCGGAAGAAGUUCCGACGGGACCUCUUUUUGACGGAUGGCGAAGUGUGACUACCAAAGCCCCCAACUUAUAAUGGUUGUGGCUUAGGGCAUUAUACGAAGUUUUACAUGAGGUACAAGUCAUCAAAACUCCGUUUUGUUAUUGUACUGACGAAAUAUUAUUGUCAGUGUUAAAAUACAUGCAAAAACCCCCUAGAAACCAUACUAUGAACAAAAAAAAUCAGAUUUUGAGGAACAAAUAAGCAAAUUCCAAAACUAAAGUACAUAAAAGCUCAAAGGUUGAUUCUAUCCAGGAGAUUUGGAAUGAUGACCGGCAGAGGAGACUGGAAGAUUGGUGCCUUUUCCAGGAGACUCCCUGAUAAAUCAGCAGGGUUGGCGCUUUCUUUGGAUACUUGACUGAGCCAUUAUGGCUCUUGUUGACACAUAUUACUUUACUUUAUUUUUUGUUUUCUUAGCAUUUUAGCUCAGUUAAAACACCCACAUGUUGUUUCAUUUCAAGAGUCAUUUUUUGAUCCAUCAGAGGAAACGCUUUUCAUUGUUCAGGUACUGGUUAUUUGGUAUACUAGCUAUGAAAUGGUUAUGUUAGUAGCAAUUAUUAUUGGAUGGGUUGAGUUUGAUGUGAAGAAUUAUACAGAUUGAGGAGGGUGUUAUCCACUGAGGCUGAUGGUUGGGGCGGACCCUCUGAUAUCGGUAGCUAAGCUGUUUUAGGGUGCAGUUAUUUAUUUUAUUGAUGGUAGUACAUGAUAGAAGACCUGUGUAUGGUUAAGACACAGGAAAACUAAGAAAAAUCAGCUGACAGAUGACAGGUGCAAAACAUGACUGGAAAAUGAAAACAAAAAUGCUUCUCAGGUUUGAAAAUUAAACCAUAAAUUAAGUGUGAACCAUAACAUGUAGUGUUUCUUGCCCUCUUGAAUAGUGUUGUUGUAUAUCAACGCAUGGGAAUUCAAUGUUUCUUAUAAAAAAUAUUUGGUCUUAUUUCUUAUAAAAAAUGUUUGUUUGAGUGCUUUUUUUAAAGAUAGAUUCACGACUUUUACUUUAUCAUUUACAGCAAGGAUCAAGCCUAAAAGUGUGACAGCUUUUGAUUUACCCACAUUCUGUCAAACAGAUUUAAUCCAAUCUACUUCUGAUCCAGGUUAAUGUGUGCAUGAAAGAAUGCGAGUUAAUCAAAGGAGGUCACACUUUUAGGCUCCUUGCUGUAAUCCUAAUACAAGCUUUACCAAUUUUUUAUUAUUUCUUAUAAUGAAGGAUUUCUGUGAUGGUGGAACUCUGCAUGACAAGAUUGUUUCAGCCAGAGAAGUUAGUAAAUUGUAUACUUUUUAAUGAGCCCUACACAUAUUAAUAAAAAACAGCAAUGUAAAAAACAAUAACAGUUCAGCAACACAGAAAAGCUGACUUCAUCUUAGAUCUUCCACAAGCACCAGCCAUGUGAAAAGAGUUUAAGCUGGCUACAGAAACCACAGUGAUCCACCUCUUGGCAACUAAAAAGGGUCUUCCAGUACUAGUUGUAGUCUAAUUUCUAGCAAUAAUUAUAUAUUAUCAAUUAAAGAUCAAUUCUGGGAACUCAGCUUGUGCACUGCUAACAGUUGAUGGAAUGUUUGCCAUAAUAUUGGUAAAAAGGCUUCUUGCUUUAGUUCAGUUGGAUAAGUGCUGGUCUGCUGUGCCGCUGGUUCAAACCCUGCUAAAGUUGUUGUAAGUUUUCCUUUAGGGAUGUGGGUCAUCAUAGAUAUUUUCAGUUUGCAAUUUACAAUUAGAUUAAUUCACAAACUGGUAAGAAAGUGUCACUUUUGUUAGUUUAAGGUGGCUCGACUGGAUUUUUUUGGGGGGAUACCUCCCAAGUUUGAGGAUUAACUACGUCGCCAUACUUAUAGAUAUUAAUUGGCAAAUAAUCUCGGGAUUAUCAAAUUUAUAAAGAAAUUUAUCGAGCGGUUUUUUGAAAAAUGCGAAAUUUGUAGGCGUGGAUCAAUUACGUGCAAAAACUGUAACAAAAGCAGCUGAAUGCAAGUUAUUAAAAUUCUUCUUACUCGCCAACGCCCAGAGCAAUUCCCCUCUUUUUUUGUGUGCAGUUUUCAGUGGAGUCAAACCACUAUGAGAUGAAGCCGCGUUUCUAAAGCUUAUCAUUUUCUUCAAAAAAUUAGCUAAUUGUGUGGAUAGCAUGCUAUUUUACUGUUUUUAUGACGCUUCAAGCUUCAUUUCAAAAUACUUCGAAAACGUUCUCAUAUAGAAUUUGUUCAAAUCCAGUCGAGCCACCUUAACAUGCCUAUAUCUACUUUCUUUCAGAGCAAUUCUCCAUUUUCAGAGAAACAAAUAAUGCAAGUAAGUAUGAAAAUUUCUUGAGACUGGACAGGAGUCAAGCACAUUUUUCAACAUUUUGAAAUUAACAGCUCAUGCAGAAGUCCUCCACUAAUCUACACUGUGUUGUGCUGGUUAUAAUUUUUAUCUUGAGCAAAAGUCACGAUUGAAUGAAAGAAUUUAGCUUAGUUUUUUUUUCUUUCUUUCUUUUGUAAGUAAUAGUAUAAUACCAAUGAUUCCCUCAGUGCAUAUCACAUGAUAUCAUUCUACUGAGUGACCUAUUGUUAUGUUUCUUUGCCUAUGUCUAGUGGUUUGUUCAGAUGGCCAUGGCUCUUCAACAUAUUCAUUCAAAGAAAGUUCUUCACAGGUAUGUGCAUGAAAGCUGUAUAAAAUUGUCCGCUGUUUUAAUUCUGUUCAGAAACAGAAUAUGUAUUAUUUCCUUAUCUUGAUGAGCUGUAGGUUUUCAACUGUUUUAAGAUACAAUGGUUCCAUGAUCUAGUCAAAUACAAUUAACCGUUUGCAGGGAGCUGGGGCUCGUUUCUAUUUAAGAUUGAGGUUUCAAUCAUGGUUUGAAUAAUUUUGCAGAUAAUAUGAAACUAGCUAGAUAUGUAAACUAGCUUAGCUAGGAUCUGCACUUUUAUUCUUUAGAGUUUUAUAGUUUUUAUUAACAUCUUAAACGAUUUUGUCUUCAGAGAUUUGAAGCCACAAAACGUUUUUUUGACCAAGAAGGAUGUUGUCAAAAUAGGUAAGAAUGAAUGUUUAUUUGUAAUGUUGCAGUUAAAAUACUGGGAUAUUCUCUGUAGUUAAUUUUGCGAUUUUAACAUAAUACACAAUCAAAUAGGUAGUAAUAGAAGUAAUUAUCAUUGAGAUCUAUUUUUAAGGUUCCCAACUAGCAAAGUAUGCACACAGAGAGCUCAAAUAAAAACUUUGAGCCAGGCUUACACGAUAUUGUUCAUUCUAGGUGACUUUGGAAUCGCCAAAAUGUUGGAGAACACGUUUGAUGUGGCACAGACAUGGUGUGGUACUCCGUGUUAUCUAAGUCCAGAAUUAUGCCAAAAUGUGCCUUACAGCUCCAAGGCAGAUGUUUGGGUAAAGUCACUAUGCUUGUCAGCGGAAACUACUCCCUGUUAUUCUAAAAAAAAAAUUCUUUUACUAUAAAAAAUCCUUUAAUGUGAUGUUAACAGAACCGCUUAAUCGAUGAACACUUCAGCUUUCCACCGAUACAUGAAGUCUGCUUUUUGAGAGUUCAAAUACAUGUAUACAAACAUUAGCUGAUUAAAUGAAGACUGCUUUGACCUUUGGGAAUUGCGCACUGGGAAGCAAUUUUUUGGCGGUCACUAAGAAAAUCAUUGUUAAGUGAUUUCCGUAUGCCCAAUUGCCUCUUGUAACGUGCAGUAAGCUGUACAUUCUGGCGAUGAACUUAAAACUUUAAGCUUCUUGAACUAAACGCUUCGCUAUGAUUACUUUACCGGCCGAUUGUUGUCUGUGCUCAAAGUAUUUUGUAACUUUUUGUUUGUUCGGGACUGUUCUGCUAAGGCUGUUUUAUUUCUUCUGUAAAGGCUGGUUCUUGUAUGUCCAUUUCGAUCGCUGCUGAAAGCAUUGCACUAACAUUGUGGUAAAAUGAACACUAACCUUGAUAAUGAGACUAAGAUCAUUGUCCGCAGCAAUAGCUAACAUGGGUCGCUGAUAACACCGCGGCAAAACGUCUACACACUUUCCAGUCAGAUGAAAGUGUCCCGCGCGCUCUUAGCUUCAUUCUGUGUGCAGCUUGUGGUUCAGUUGUUCUGACCUGUUCUGCUUUAUGCUGCUCGUGUUUUUGACUAUUUUGUAGUUAUUGAAAUUGCCUUUAUGGAUAACCAGGCACAGAUCACUGAAACAAUUAGUCGAUUAGAUUCAGAAAAGGUAAGAUGAUAAUAACUCAGUGUGUAAUUUUGGCAAGAGCGUCAGGUAAACUGAUUUUCAUUCACGAAAAUAAAGUUUUUGACUGUUAUUUUUCACUUAACCUGGCUGAAACUAAGACAUAAAAUUAAAACGUUAUCAUUGCAAGCUUGUGUAUUGUACAGUCCGGAAUAUCCCUAAAUUUAAGGACAGGGCCAACUGGUCACGGGACACUUUUCAACCAAUGAGAAGGCGCUUUUGUGUUUAUCAACAAACAAAUCAAAACAUCGCCGCGGUGAUCAAAACAGCGGACGGAGUUGGUCAGAAUCAGUCAUCGUUUCGAGGCUCUCAGGCAUAUUUUUAAGACUUUUCAUGAGGCAUACACAAUUUUUUUAAGUGGACAGCGUAUCGCAAGCCAUAUUGGAAGUGUCUCGUGAAAUAUUCAGCACAUUUUGUGGCUUAUUUCUUCUUUAAACAACGCGAUAUAUGGGCGAGAUUUUGGUCGGUUUUCAAGGUAGGUGAACAAGUAUCUGUUAUUUUUUCUAUUCACAGAUUUUUUUUACGAAGUUCUAGAACAAGUAUCUGUUAUUUUCUCGAUUCACAGAUUUUUUUUACGAAGUUCUAGAUAUUUUUCCACGAUUGUCAUAUCGAUUAACUUUUAUCAUGUUGAAUGUGGGGAUGGUAGACAACCUAGAAUUUUGGUAGACCAAAAUGAAUUCCGAGGUCCAAAACACGUACGUUUUCCACUCCCGGGUUUCUCACAGAGCCGUGUUAUUACUUUUUUUCGCAUUAGUGCGAGCCUUUGCCUUUCUUUUCAAGGCCAAAACAACUUUAUUAGUCUUAUGAAUAUUCACGUCAUACAUCACGCCUCACUUUGCCGAAUUUGCGGGGAUGAAAUUGAAGAUGAUAAGCGCAAGGUAGAUACUAACCGCUUUGUUUCUGAAAUUCACCAAAUCUGGAAAGUUUUAAUGUCGCUGGAUUCUCCAAAUGUUCAUCCACCGUUAACAAACAAUCAAAGAAAGAAGGCAAAUUUCAAGUGUAAAUGAUGUAUUUCGCAACUCAUUGAACAUGCACUAAAUCUGGGAUAAAAUUAAAACAUUGCAGGCACUAUACAGCAAGCAAGGAAAGCACCAGAUGCGUGAAGUCAACACGAAACAACACCAGAAAACAAACAAGAAAAAUUAAUAAAUUUGAACUACUUUUUAUUCUUGUUAUGAUGACUGGUUCUUUGAUUCUUGUCCUGUAGAAGCUAAUAGGUAGUACCGAUCCUGUUUUGUAUGAUCUCAACAAAUUUUCACACUCUCUGUAAGGCUAUUUUUACACGGGACCAGUUUGCUUCUAUCAAAAAUCUUGCAAGCCAUGCCAGUGAAGCCACGACCUCUGCGCUCAGUCCGGUUUCAGUUCAAACACCCCAAUGAUUCCUUGCAAUGAAUAAUGCUCUUAUUCUCCUACAUGAAAUGUUUUCUUUGAAAUAUUAAAUGUGAAACCUACACGAGUACUGUAAGCUCAUCUUUAAUUCUGUCCGUCGACUUCGUCUGUUGUUUUGAAAAUUUUUGAGCACUGGGGCGAUGUUUUGAUUUGUUUGUUGAUAAACACAAGCACGCCUUCUCAUUGGUUGAAAAGUGUCGCGUGACCAGUUGGCCCUGUCCUUAAAUUUAGGGAUAUUCCGGACUGUUGUAGUUCUAAUUUUCAGUUCUUCACUUUCUCAGUCUACAUGUGUUAAAGCCGAUUCAAACUUUAUUUGGAAAACGACAACACACAAUCGCUUUGUAGUUUUGUUUACCAGUGAGUUUUACCGUGUUUUAAAACGCAACUUUUCUGGGUUGAUUGCCAUGAAACAUAGCUUAAUUAUACUGUUGAGCCGGUUGGUAGCAAGUUGACAACUCUAUUUAUUGAUUUUUCCAUUCUCAGGAUCAGAGAGCGAAAGCUGGUUCAGUGGCUUUUAGAAGUCGAACUUUUCAUGCCAUGUAUUUAGCAGCUAGAAGUUUCGUGUUUGCAUGAGAUGCAUCCGAGCCGCACAGUCUGAAAUUAUUGAAGUCUUCAACAAAAGAACAACCAUGUAAAAGAAUUAAAUAGGCAUUUUCUUGAAUGAAAGUCAUUUAUAGGCAUGUUUAGUUUCCCGGUGACUGCAGUCAUCAAAGUCAAAGUUGUUAUUACAUCCCGCCCAUCUUUUGUUUUGAGUUCUUGUUUUCUCUGAUAAUAAAACAAAUUAUUGAACGGACUAAAAUUUUAUUUCCUGGUUUUAGUGUUUUUUAUGACAAUGAUGACGUCUUUAUUUUGGUUUUUUUCAUAAGUAUUGUUAUUCUUUUCUUAGUUGUCGCCUUCUCCCAAAUUAACUUAUGCCAAACCAGUAGCAUGCAAGAAAGCCAGUAAAAACAAAUUCGUCUUGUCGAGCGCUCGCGACCUGCAAACUUCAAACAUCAUUUUCACCGUUGGUGCAAACAGAUAACCAUGUGGUGCAAAAGUUUGAGAAUAGAAAAAUAUAUAAGCUUUCGAAUGAAGUGAUUUUUUUGGCCCCCUUUUUUGUCUGUUUCGCCCUUUUUGCUUUUAAACUUGGGGCGACGGCAAAGUUAUGCUUACGCUAUUGGUUUAUAUACUAGACCGGAAAUAAAAAGCUGACCGGAUAUUAAAUUUUGUACUCAUGCGCAUUGCGUUUUGCCGCGGUGUUGUCGCUGAUAAGCGAUCGGUCAUCAACCUCGUGUUGAGUAGGAGAGGAGCCUAGAAAAGCUUGGGAAUGAGGCCGAUCGCUUAUGGAAACCAGGCUUAUUUGCUUUCGUAUAUAUUUUGCAUGUAAUGUUGCAUUUGUUACUGGCAAAAGCAGUAACACUAGUUGUUGAGUGCCUUUGAUAUAAUGUAUUUUUUUUUAUGUUCUUCAGGCUCUUGGCUGUCUUCUGUUGGAGAUGUGCGUUUUGCAAUACGCAUUCAAUGCAGGCAGCUUAAUCAGCUUGUUUUGCAAGAUUGUUAAAGUAGAUCAUGCGGUGAGAAGACGGCACUCUGGAAUCACCAGCCACUUAAUCAAAGAAAAAUCUUUCCUUUGUUACGGCAAUGCUGAGCACAUAUAUAUUUUAUGUUUAACUGUACAACUUAUUAACACUAACUAGUCAAUAUGGUUUCUAGGUCAUCAAAGUACAUUGUUAAAAACCUCAUGUGUGUGCUGUCCUAACAAUUAACUCCCACUCAUCUGUCUGUCGUAUUGAGUAGUUACGCGCUAUCUUCCAUACGUUACCUCUCUAUUUAUUUACGUGCGUAAAAUUUACGUACGCAAGCACAUAAAAAUUACGCGACAGUGGAAAUCCACACUUGCUGGCAAAAAUCUUUCGUCCUAAAUCAUGUUGUUGUACAUGUAUUCAUGUAUUAUCAAUAUCAUGUUUUCUCCUCUUAAGGAUGUUAAGAACUUAACUUAACUCACUGCAAGGUUCUGCCGAAUUCUAAUGGCCCUAAUGCCCCUGUUUAAGAAACGUUUAAUUGAAUCUUGAAAUGUCCCUGAUUCUUUUCGAGAUCUUGUUAUGGCUCUUUCCAGGAAGUUCCGUCACAAUAUUCAUCUUCUCUGUCGUCGCUGGUUUCCCUGUUGCUAUCAAAGUCCCAGGAUGAGCGUCCAUCGUAAGUUGCUUCUAUUCAUUUUUCCCAAGAACUGUUAAAAAAGAAACCCGUUUCGAACAAUUUGGUUUUUUUAAUCAAUUUUUUUAAUCGGGUUUGAACCUGUCAAAGAACUCUUGAAGAUAACAAGCGAACAGAUUAUAAGGUAGGACCUUAAGGUUAAUUUCCGAUAGGGAAAAUAAUUAUUCUUCACUUAUUAUGAUAACGAUAAUAAUUGAUGUUUUGUACGUUACGCCUGUUCACGUAUGUGGAAUUGUUUUGCUGCUAAAUCAGUCUUUAAUUCAUUUAUUCGCAGAGCUGGGGCAAUUCUUAAGCUGCCUUUUGUGAAAGAGCAUCUUGCCAUUCUGAUAAAAGAAAGGGAAGCGUUAAAUGCUAAGUAAGUAAAAAUGGCUUACUGCUUGCUGAUAGAGAACUACUUUAAUACUUUAAUAGGGAUACUCCUAAAACAGUGUACACUAUACUAGGAGAUAAAAAUAAAUAAAUAAAUAAAUUAUUAUUAUUAUUAUUAUUGAUAAAAGAAAAAUUUACAUAUCAAGUCUAAAAUAGAUAUCUACAUUAUAAAAUUAUUAUUUACAAUAUUCUAUCUACACUAAAAUUUAAUAUCAUAAUAACCUAAUCAUGGAACUUAUUGUGAGCAGUAUACCAUCAGCGGAAGGGAAAAAUAUCAGUAGUUACAGGUAACUUAUUCCUGGCUACUAUUGAACUUGGGUAGAAGGAACUGGAUUGAAUAUGAUGGAAAGGGAAUGCAUUGGGGGCUCGAGAAGCCCUUGUUAGUGGACAUACUUCAGAUGGAAGGGAGAUACUAACUAAACCUUGUUGGAUUUUAUAAAACAUUGAUAAUUGGUACGGAAGUCUGCGUUGUUCAAGAGUGUCCCUUACCAAGCUGUUUUAACAUGGGUGUAACAUGACUAAAGAUUGAGUAGUCUCUAAAAAAAAAAAGCUUCUUUAGUUUGCUAAGUGCAAGUGCAAUACAAACCUAUCAAAGUAGCGUUUCUUUUUUCGUCACUACAUUACGAUUAUGAGCAGAGAUUCAGAACUGCGAACGACAGUGGGCCAUUCGACAUUGCUCCACUAAAAUAUCCGAAGGACUCCAUGCUGGGGUCGGACAUGAUGUCUGGACAGCUCAAACACUUAAGACUGUAAUUUUGUAGUUGAAGAAAAGUCAACACAGUUGACUCCCUCCUAACGAACACCUCAGUAAAACGGGCACUCAUAGUUGGCCCCUGCCUUUCCUUACUAAGCUUUACUACCUUUAUCUGACUCUCAAUAAGACGGACAACUCUCUCAGAUGGACCUUGGUGCAGGUUCCAAAGGUGUCCAUCUUAGAGAGGAUUGACUGUGUAGUGUUUGUCCAGUCCGGUUUGUCCUGUUAAAAUGACGACCUGGUCGGAAAUAUGUCUUUCCUGAAAAUAGCCUGUGCCAGGCUCUCGGUCAGUGCAGACGAGCGAAAAAAUCAAGCGAGCAGUGAAAUAGCGAACGAAGGAGAAACGGCAGGAAGAGAGAAGGGGAGAGUCUGUAAGCAUCUUUUUACAUACCUCAAUCCGCCCACUACCCCGCUCACUUCCUGAAAAACCGUUUCUCGUGUCAAAAUUAUCAGGGAGUUUUAGCAACGACGACGGCGACGGCAGCGAGACUGUCAAAACAGCAAUAGGUGUAUUAAGCAAGACAGCAGGUUUGCACGUGCAUCACGCUUUUCUGUACAUUUCUUAGCCGUUACUGCACGACUACGACGUGAAAAUGCCUAACUUUACGUUUUAUGGAGGACGUAAACAAGCGACGAAAGAUUCUUUCUCUUUCUUAACUUGAAUGCGGUCCCCAAGAAAUCAACUCUAGAGAAAUUUGCCUACUUUAGACAUUUUCAGUGAAUUGGAAUAAACGAGAAAAAGUUUGAAAAAACACCAAUUCAUUUAAAAAGUGACGUUUUAGCUGCCGUCGCCCUCGUCGAUGCCAAAACUCCCUAAUGUCAAAUGUCAAACCGUCAAAAGGUGCGGUGUAGAAAGGUUUAUAAACAUGCUCGCCACGUUUGUUAGUCUCUGCGCACGCAGAGGCUUAAGUGUUGAAGUAAACUGUCACAAUUGACCAAUCAUAGGAUAAUACCAGGAGCUGGUAUACCGGAAUGAGGUAUUGAAAACAUGCAGGCUCCACUAUUUCGUCCUUCCCCAGCCCCCACGCGCUUUUCGCCCAACUUUUCUCGAUCCGCUUUCCUCACUUUCUGGAAAAGGCUAUCCUGAAAAUAACAUUUAUUUCAGUGCAGGCCUGGUGAUGCCCUUCCAUCAUCAUUGCAGGCUUUUUUGUUUCUAAUACUCUAUACUCAUUUUGUUUUCAAGUUGUUGUCCUAAAGCCCGCUUUACUUGUCUAGUAGUACGCUCUCGGGAAGUAGAGCUAUUUGCCUGAUGUCUCCGAUAAGGAUAAGGGAAAUGCCCUGGGUAUGGGAAAAGGUUCCGCGUAACAAUGGGCACUGGGCUUGAUGGUAAUACUCCCUGUUCAGUGGGGGAGGGCACAGGCUAACGUGGAGAAUGAGGCGUGUAACUUCUUCUAUUUUAAAACCGAUUUGGGAAGAGCUUGACAAGAGUAUUUUCCUGUUUUUAGACUAAAGCAACUCAAAGUUAUCUAUCUAGUGAGCUCUCCCGGAUUGGCAGGGAGACUGUAUGUGUUGGGAGUCUCUAUUUCGUGGACUUACAGGGAUUUUUACUUCCUCCUCUCAGGCAGCUACUGAAAACAACAGGUGGAAGUAGAAACAAAUCUCCCAGCUCGCACCAACGUCCCUCGUCAGCUUCCGUGAUAAAAUCUCUGGAUAAGAAAGGACGGAUGUUGAGAGGACGGUGCAAAUCAGCUCAGCCAAUGAAUAGACGGCAGCAACAGGUUAUUGUACAGGAAAAGAAAGGUUAGACGCGUGCUCUUUACUUAAAACUACAUUGCUCACUCAGUCAGGAAUGACAAAUAUUCAGGAUUUGCUCGGAAACUUAGGUAGUAUCUUAUUGUUGCUUUUUACUAUUGUUAAUAAAAUGUACCACCAUGGCGGUAACCCCCUAGUGUGGCUUGCUUCUAUUAUAAGAAGAAAAAUGAAAACAGUUGCGUGACAAAACUGCCCGCUAAAAUUUUGUACAAUAUUUUACGGAAAGUAUGGUAUGCUCUCAUCUUGUGACCUUUCUUCUUUUGUUGUUAUGCUUAUGACGAAAGCUUGCAAGGGUCAAAGAAAAAUGAAAACUUUGAUGGGGUGGGGGUGGGGGGGGGGGGGGGGGACUUUGGUAAGAGGGCGUUUCCUCAACCGUCUUGUACUCUCAUUAUUUCCCGCUCAGAGCUCAAUCCAGAUCUAACGGUAAUAAGACUUUACUUUUCUAAUUUAGAUGUCGAUCAGACAAACGUUGCGGAUGACCCUGGUGAGUAUUCCGACGACUUCGAUGAGUUGGACGACGAAGAGUAUUCGGAUGAAUCCGACGAAGGCUCGAACGGUGAUUCGCCGAAAAAGCCGGUGUCGGCAGCAAAAAAGGAAGAAAACGGAGAGGAUGAAGAAGCAGAAGUUGAAUAUCCUGAUGAUUUUGAAGAUGACUCGGAAGAAGAGGUGAGAUAUUGCAAUUAAUAAUAUAGUCAAACGUUCCGAUCGUUGACGGCUGCUUUAUUUUGUCAUCAGAGGUUGCGCGCUUCUUUUAAUUAUGUCAUUUUACGUCGCAAAAAAAAAAAAAAACUAUGGCCGGAUUUAUAAUACAAACACCAAUAAAAUAACACAUGAGCUUUCGCGCGAAAACAAGAUAUCCUAACACGUGAAAUACACGUGAAAAGAUUACCGUUGCUAUGCCUGCAUAAUAAGUCGCGCCUUUCGCAAAAACAUCAACAAAAAACAUAUAAAAGGAAAUGGUUAUUACGUAUUUUAUUGGUGGUUAUGUAAUAAAUACAACAUUACAUAUUUCGUAUUUCCGCGCGGCUAUGUAAUGUUUAGUGCUCGGUGUAUGAACGCUUCUACUUCUCCACGCUUUUGUUAUGUUUAUUUUAGUUGCAUUUUACUCUGACUGUUGACAUAUUCGGCUGCGAAAAAAUAUGAAAGAGUUGUUUUGUAUAAAGCAUGGUCGCUAUCGUAUUGCUUAGUAUAAAGCACGUACUCCCUCUGCUCCAAAUCUCGGCCUAUGAAUGCGUAAAGGCUGCAUACCCUAUCCGCGCGGCCAGGUAAUAUUUGGUGCUGCACAUAAUUAAUCGCGCCUUUCGCUAAAACAUCAACAAAAAACAUAUAAAAGGAAAUGGUUAUUAAGUAUUUUAUUGGUGGUUAUGCAAUAAAUAGAACAUUACAGGACCGCUUGGAUAUAAAAAUUUUCUCUUCUCGUGUUGAAAAGUAUUUCACGAGUGGGCGCAACACUCGAAGAGAAAUUUCGUGUAUCCCCUUGGUCACUCUGUUAAGUUUAAGGGUGACUACUGAUUAUAGCCCUGAGAUAAAUUUCCAUCUCGCUUUGGGGAAAGGAGUUGGUGUCAAAAGUAGUCACACCCCUUGGCCCAGAUGCAUAAAGUGAUAAUUUUCUGCAAGAUUCCCUCUGGUUCUUGCGUGGUAUCAAGGAUAGCUCAGCCAAAAACCGAUAAACGAGCCGUCCUAUUCAAGGGAAUGGUUGCUCAAUCAGCAUCUGUUUUAAAAACUAAUAAUCAUCAUAAUCAUAAUCAUAAUAAUAAAUAAGAAAAGGUAAGAAAAGAAGAAAAACACUCACACUUCUUAAUACAUUAUCUUAGAACCCCUUUCCAUUUUUCUCUCAAGAUUCUGGACGAUAUUCUCACGAACGCCAGGGCUGCUCAAGAUGCUGAAGGUAAUUUGGAAUCUAAGUACGAAUUUCAAAUAACUGUUUGUACGAUAACAUUUCACUUCCACAAUCUUCUUUUAACUUCACUUAUCUCAUUUGGCAGUUUUAUUAACAAACCAAAGGUUAAUUUCACAAGCUUCUGCGUUUGUUUGUUUUCAAGGAAUCUCGAAUAGUCCAGUUUCGAAUUCGUCGCGGCCGCUGUAUUGAGGCACUGAAGGCUCAUUUGUAAAUAGUUAGCCUCGAUCAAAGGUAAAUAUAUUCACAAUUUCCAGUCAGAAGAAGGCCUGUGUACAACUGUAUCUAUUGUUUUAAACUCAAAUUCCGGCACCUUCUUCUUUAGAGUCUUUAGUGCUUCUAUUCAACGACGAAUUCAAAACUAGACUAUUGUGGUUUAAGAUGACCUCAGAUUCCAGUUGUGUAUAUAGGAGCUGCUCGUAAGGUCUCUCCUGAUUGGUCGUAGAAAGCAAUGACAUGUCAUUCUUUCAAUUGUUUCAGUAUUGUUUGGGGUCAGGGUUAGACACCAUUGGUGACUUCUCUUCCGAGCAGCUGCUACAUGACCCUCAGAUUCAUUGAAUUGUCUUGUGCAACGUAGUGUAAUUUGGAAUUUGAUUGAAUAGUAAAUGCUCCAUUUCCAGACGUCAAUAUUGACACCUUGAGAUCAGUACAUCUUUUAGCUGGUGUAGAAUUGUUUUCAUGUCACUAAUAAUCAUAUACGGCCUCAUUGCCUCAGCAGUGGAAGAAGAAAUCGUGGAAGACUUGGAUAGACCAUUGUCCUGCAAACAGAAGCUUAAAGAGUAAGUUAUUUGGAGGUAUUCAGGAAACUCUUGAUCAAGUAGGCAGUAUUAAGUACCCGCUGCAAAAGUAAAUAAUAAUAGGAGUACCGAACACUCCACGAACCAUUUCCAGACUCACUUACUUAUAUAAUAGGAGAUAAAAAACAGACAAACAUUAUUAAGUGCUUGUGUCAUAGAAAGUUUACAAUGCGCGAUAUAAUACAGUUAAGAUCAUUUCAUACAAAUACGUUUUUCACAAAAAAGAACAAUGAAGGAAGGAAAGAGAAGGGCAUAUGUAUCCUCCUUUGGGAAGAGCAAAUGUUUGGGGACUUUCCACAUUAUCGUUACAACGUUAGAGAGAUUUAGAAUCACACUUAUGACAAACUGCAAACGACAAUUAACAUACCAUGUGACCAAAUUCUCCUUUUCAUUGUAGUUUACUGUUAAUUAUAUCUACACAGAAAUAAGUAGGUUCAUACGAGGCUUAUCCAUAAGAAUUAUUGUGCAUAGCGUUUUUCUGCUUAUUUUCUACUUUGAGAAAUUGUCAACUUGGAGCUGACGUAUGCCGUUUGCCGUAAACGUGAUUCUAACUGCCUGUUUACAUGGAGGUGGGGGACCCCAGUUUGGUGAGGUAACUCGCUUAUGUGGGGUAACCCGCCUGUUCAUAUAAUCUCCUAUUUUGAUUUGAUCACGCUUACAUGUUAGGUAGGGUGACCCGCCAUAUGUUACCUCACCUAUCUGGGGGCCCCCACCUCCAUGUAAUCGUUCUAUUACCUUCAGUUAUCUCCCCUUGCAUCAAUAUUCCAUGGUCUUUAGUCACCCUUUGGUCUUCGAGAAGGUUUUCUUACCUGUUUGCUAGAUGCUUGAAAUUUCUAGGAACGCCUGUAAACAAUAAUUACAAAUGUUUAGGAAUUUGAUAACUUUGAGCUUUUUUGUUCUUCCGCCAGGCAAGUGAUAAGUUUCAUAGGCGAAAAAACGUUUGAAGAGGUGCGAGAGAGAUUCGCUCGAGGAGAAAUGGGCAGCGAUCAAACUGAAAGGUAUGGUCAUCCCAGCAUAUUCGGAAACUGUCAAGGUUUUCUACUACUCUCGAAAACUGUAGUUCGUCUUCUCUAAAAUUUCUGCUUAGUCUGGGACUGUGAGAGGUUUCAUCGUCAUCAAACUGAAGGUCUCCUUUUUUUCACUCAACCGCGCGCCGUACUAACGAUGCCGGUCGUCUCUUAAGGGGUCCUUUAUAUACGACAGACACGAAAGACGUCCCCCAUUACAAUGAUACCGAAAAAAAAAUCGGUUUUAGCUAACUUAAUCUUUAAUCCCGCUUUAAUUUAAUUUUUAAGCCGAUCAGUUGAGUUCUGGACGGCAAUAGCAACGACGUUUGAAACGAACCUUGGAUCGCACAGGAACACUUACUAUUCAGGCUAGGCUCUUACUAGCCCUUUUUAACUUUGUUCUUUUAUGGAGUAGCCCUUCAGUUUGGUAUCAAUCAAUCAUUUUAUUAACGUUUUAAUGUUGAAUAGGUUUACCCCUAUCUCAGCCGGAGGCUCAUUUAAAAAACGAGUAACUAAUAAUUAUUAAAAAUGAUCUAGCCUCGCGAGUUAUCAUGCUUGACUUGGCGUAGUGGUUUACCUUAGUCAACUGCGUUCACGCAAUGUUUUUCGUAUUUACUGCAGGCCUGAAUUUGAAAAGCUAAGUGGAUCGGAGAUGAUGGAAACAUGCUAUCUUGUGAACGAGUUGUUCAUCGGUCCUGAAGAUGACAACUAACUCACGACAAGUCGAUAAAGAUGGAAGGGGUUUUCAUGCAAGGGUCAUAAAAUUGUACUGAAUAUCGCUGCCAAAUCAGGAAAAAAAUAGACAUUGACAAAUCAUAAACGCAGACUCAUGCAGAUUGGUUUGGGUUGUACUUUUGAUUGGUUGAAAAUGGGAAGCGAAAUUUCAGAAUCAGUGAAUAUUUUGAGAUACGGUCGAAAGCUGGAUUGCUAAAAAAUUUUAGUCCUGGAGAUAAGAAUUAUUAUAAAUUCAGGAAUGAACAUUCAUAGUCUUUGUUACCUGAAUUAAGAGUUGCUUUUGUGAAAAAGCGAGUCAACAUAAGUUAUUGCCUC